AAGACCACCCUGCAGAAAAGUAAAACUAAUGCUCUAACAUUGUACACAACUCUCUUACCUUACCCUUAAAAACAUUUAGUACUUGUCUAAUUCCUCUUUCAUUAUCUCACUUCUCCAUUAUUCUCCUCUUCAUAGACCCACCACCACCACCACCACCACCACAAACACCACCACCCUUUUCAAGUUUUUAAACAUAUUUCAAGUUUUAGUAAAAAGAAAAGAAAAGGAAAAAGGGAAAGAAAGAUUGCAACUUUUUCAAUAUAAAAGAAAAGAGAGAGAAAUUUCUUUUACUUUUUCAUUUAAGUUUUCCUCAAGUAAAGAUUUAUUUAUUCUUUUUGAACAUCGAAUCUUUUCCGCUUGCUGUAUCAAUCCAAACAAUCAAUUAUCGUCACCUACAUAUUUCUAAACUUUUGCCGAAAGAUUCUUAAAAAAGAGUUCCAAUCUUUCUUUAUCUUCUUGUUUGCGGUACUCAGUCAUGGAACCACCAGAGAAGAAAAGUGAUUUUGAAGAAGCAGAAAAGAUAAUUCUGAGGUGGGAUUCAACAGCAUCAGAAGAAGCACGAGAAAAAAUGAUCUUUGAAGGAGAUAGAGAUGAAGUAGAUCGAUACUUGAAGGCUAUUGAUGAACUUCAGAAAUCAAUGUCUUCUACUUCAAUCUCUGAUGAUGAUCAAGAUAAAGUCAACUCUGCAACCAUCCAGAUCGCUAUGGCUAGACUUGAAGAUGAAUUUCGCAACAUACUUCUUAAUCAUACUACUCCUGUUGAAUUAGACUCGCUCACCUACGCUGCCGAUCCUAGCUCUUCAGUUCACUCAUCAAGCGCAGGAGGUGUGUUUCUUGAUGAAGAUGAUCAUGUGGAUGAGGAGGUUCAAGAUAAUCAAGAUCCGAUUCAAAGAGCUGAUUCCACUGCCAGUAAUAGCAGUGCAAGUUAUAGAUCCACUAGUAGUAUUCGUGAGAUUGAUCUGAUCCCUCAGGAUGCAGUAUCUGAUCUUCAAUCCAUUGCCAUGAGGAUGGUCUCUUCUGGGUACUUGCGCGAGUGUAUUCAAGUAUUUGCAAGUGUAAGGAAAUCUGCUGUUGAUGCAAAUUUUAAGAGAUUAGGAAUUGAGAAGUUGAGUAUUGGGGAUAUUCAAAGACUUGAGUGGGAUACUUUAGAGACUAAGAUUAGAAGAUGGAUAAGGGCAGCUAAAGUUUGUAUAAGGAUUUUGUUUGCAAGUGAGAAGAGGUUGUGUGAGCAGAUUUUCUAUGGAAUUGGUACAGCUGUUGAUGAUGCUUGUUUUAUGGAGACUGUCAAAGGUCCAGCAAUUCAGUUGUUUAAUUUUGCUGAAGCUAUAAGUAUAAGCAGGAGAUCUCCAGAGAAAAUGUUCAAGAUUCUGGACUUACAUGAUGCUUUAAUGGACUUGAUGCCUGAUAUUGAGAUGGUUUUUGAAUCAAAAUCAGCUGAUUUGAUUCGUGUUCAGGCUGCUGAGAUUUUAUCAAGAUUAGCUGAGGCUGCUAGAGGGAUCUUAUCUGAGUUUGAGCAUGCUGUUUUGCGUGAACCUUCUUUGGUUCCAGUACCUGGAGGGACAAUUCAUCCCUUGACAAGGUAUGUAAUGAAUUAUAUCAGUUUGAUUUCGGAUUAUAAGCAGACUUUAAUCGAGCUUAUUUUGUCCAAACCGUCAACUGGCUCAAGAUAUUCUGGGGAUUCAACUACUCCAGACAUGGAAUUUGCUGAGCUAGAGGGGAAAACCCCGUUGGCCCUUCAUUUAAUUUGGAUUAUAGUCAUUUUGCAAUUCAAUUUGGAUGGCAAGUCCAAGCAUUACAAAGAUGUAUCCUUAGCACAUCUGUUCAUGAUGAACAAUGUUCACUAUAUUGUUCAAAAGGUUAAAAGUUCGCCCGAGUUAAGAGAAAUGAUUGGAGAUGAUUACUUGAGGAAGCUAACAGGGAAGUUCAGGCAGGCAGCGACUAGUUACCAGAGAGCAACUUGGGUGAGGGUGUUGUAUUGUUUGAGGGAUGAGGGUUUACAUGUGAGUGGAAGUUUCUCCUCUGGGGUGUCGAAGAGUGCCUUGAGAGAAAGGUUCAAGACCUUCAAUGCUAUGUUUGAAGAGGUUCAUAGGACUCAAGCAACAUGGUUAGUGCCUGAUAAUCAACUACGAGAGGAGCUUCGGAUUUCUAUAUCAGAGAAGUUGAUUCCAGCUUACAGAUCAUUUCUUGGGAGGUUCAGGAGUCAUAUAGAAAGCGGAAAGCAUCCGGAGAACUAUAUGAAGUACUCGGUCGAGGAUUUGGAGAACGCAGUCUUGGAUUUCUUUGAAGGGUACCCUGUAUCUCAGCACUUGAGGAGGAGAUCCCAGUAAAGAAAUGGGGAUUUGAGUUUUGCCAGCUUAUGAACUAGGACACAUUCUUUGAAUUUUUUGUGGGGUGUUUAGGUGGAUGUGGUGCUGGUCACUAGGAGGGCUGCCCUGUGCUCUCUGAUUCUUUAAGCAUCACUGGUUAAAAAAUUUUGUGCAGAUUGGGAGGAGUCAAAGUACAAGUUCAUUUGGGAAGAUCAGGUGCAGCUCUCCACAAUAGUAGCCAGCUCUCUAAACCUGAAUGUUUUCCACACUGUAAGCAUCAUGUUGUUUGCUUUGUUAGCCUUUGUUACCACAUUCUAGAUUUUUGUCUCAUUUGUUCAUAUGGGAAUUUGUUUUUAUGUGUGAUUUCCUUAAUAUCCAUGAUAUGAAGAAGCAGAUCUUCUUUUCUAGCCUCAA
Messenger RNA from Ricinus communis (castor bean), 2719 nucleotides. RefSeq names its product exocyst complex component EXO70A1. Gene Ontology annotation, molecular function: phosphatidylinositol-4,5-bisphosphate binding. The transcript has a single exon. Lineage: Eukaryota; Viridiplantae; Streptophyta; Magnoliopsida; Malpighiales; Euphorbiaceae. Gene Ontology annotation, biological process: exocytosis. Gene Ontology annotation, cellular component: exocyst. Bases 476 to 2326 code for a protein of 616 amino acids. The record is from RefSeq and is a predicted model, not a curated record.